Molecule: messenger RNA, 6446 nt
Organism: Sphaerodactylus townsendi
Lineage: Eukaryota; Metazoa; Chordata; Lepidosauria; Squamata; Sphaerodactylidae
Gene: NPAS3
Product: neuronal PAS domain protein 3
Exons: 14
Coding region: 381-3485 (1034 amino acids)
Biological process (GO): regulation of transcription by RNA polymerase II
Molecular function (GO): RNA polymerase II transcription regulatory region sequence-specific DNA binding; protein dimerization activity; DNA-binding transcription factor activity, RNA polymerase II-specific
Source: RefSeq, a predicted model, not a curated record
UCCAGCCUUCCUCUCCCUCUUUCCCCCGCUGCCGUCUCUGCUACUCCAGAGAAGGAAAGUCUGCGAAACUGCAACUGAGUGGCGUUGUUGCGCCGGCAGCCGAGGCUCUCCUGUCCCUCCUCACGCACAAGAGCGAGAGCAGCCGGAGCUGGGGAAGCAGCUGGGCAAUGCCCAGAAAUACUUUCCCAGCGGUCAAGCCGGGAGAGCCCUGACUUCUCACUCCCCCCCUCCCGCUCCCAUGGCCUGGCCUGACUCUUAAGCCGGUCCCGCGGGCCGUGCGCGUGUGUGGCUCGCGGUCCCACCUGCCGGGCGACGCCAAUGGCCGGGGCUGCACGCCUUCCUCCCUCGGCUGCGGCGGGCCUCUCGUCGCUGCGCCUGGCAUGUCUUCGGAGGCGGCGGAGCCUGGGCUCUCUGCGCUCCUCGGCUUAUGGACGGCGGCGGCCAGAGCAGCAGCAGCAGCAGCACCAGCGGCGCUAGCGAGCGAGCAGAGCGAAGCGACCUGCGCCAGGACCGCUGCGCCGGGGAGCGGGAGCCCGCCAUGCAUUGGCCUCAGUACUUUUCCUCAGCCUGCCUGUCUAAGCAGGGCCAUUGCCGCCGCCGCCGCCGCUAGACACAACACCACACGGCAACACCAGGAGGGGGAAAAAAUAACUGUCCAGCAUCCUCUGCCCAACCAAUCAGAAUGUAGGAAAAUCUACAGAUAUGACGGAAUCUACUGUGAAUCUACCUACCAGAAUUUACAAGCCUUGAGAAAGGAAAAGUCCCGAGAUGCUGCUCGUUCUCGCCGAGGGAAGGAAAAUUUUGAGUUCUAUGAGCUGGCCAAAUUGUUGCCACUUCCUGCAGCCAUUACCAGCCAGCUUGACAAGGCAUCCAUCAUUCGGCUAACAAUUAGCUAUUUGAAGAUGAGGGACUUUGCUAAUCAGGGGGAUCCUCCUUGGAACUUGAGAAUGGAAGGACCACCACCCAACACAUCAGUAAAAGGGAUACAAAUGUGGAAAUCUGAGGUCUGCAUGAGAAAGACACCAUGUGAAGGUCCAGGAGCUGAAGGCAAAAAAGAAAUGAUAAAUGAAUCUGAGAGAUCUAUGAAUGAAACAUGGCCAAAACUAGAAGCAGAGAGUAAUACAGAUACAAAGGAUCAGAAAAUUAUAGGUGCCCAGCGCAGGAGAAGCCCCAGUGCACUUGCCACUGAAGUAUUUGAGUCACAUUUGGGAAGUCACAUUUUACAGUCCCUGGAUGGAUUUGUAUUUGCACUAAACCAAGAGGGAAAAUUUUUGUACAUUUCGGAAACGGUCUCCAUUUAUCUAGGCCUAUCCCAAGUGGAACUGACAGGCAGCAGCGUGUUUGACUACGUCCACCCAGGAGACCAUGUGGAGAUGGCAGAGCAGCUGGGCAUGAAGCUUCCCCCGGGGCGAGGCCUCCUCUCACAGGGAACAGCAGAGGACGGAGCCAGCUCAGCAUCUUCAUCUUCUCAGUCUGAGACCCCUGAGCCAGUGGAAUCCACAAGCCCCAGCCUACUUACGACGGAUAACAAUCUAGAGAGAUCUUUUUUCAUCCGGAUGAAAUCUACCCUGACCAAGCGAGGCGUGCACAUCAAAUCCUCAGGAUAUAAGGUGAUUCAUAUAACAGGAAGGUUGCGCCUGAGAGUCUCGCUGUCCCAUGGGCGGACAGUCCCUAGCCAAAUCAUGGGGCUUGUAGUUGUUGCUCAUGCUUUGCCCCCUCCUACAAUCAAUGAAGUCAGAAUCGACUGCCACAUGUUUGUUACGCGAGUAAACAUGGACCUCAAUAUCGUAUACUGUGAAAAUAGGAUUAGUGAUUAUAUGGAUCUUACUCCUGUAGACAUUGUAGGGAAGAGAUGUUACCACUUCAUUCACGCUGAAGAUGUGGAAGGGAUCAGGCACAGUCACUUAGAUUUGCUGAACAAGGGUCAGUGUGUAACAAAAUACUACCGCUGGAUGCAGAAGAAUGGGGGUUAUAUAUGGAUACAGUCUUGUGCCACCAUCGCUAUCAAUGCUAAGAAUGCAAAUGAGAAAAACGUCAUCUGGGUCAAUUACCUUCUGAGCAACCCUGAAUAUAAGGACACCCCAAUGGAUAUUGCACAACUUCCUCAUCUGCCAGAGAAAACCUCAGAAUCCUCUGAGACGUCAGAUUCUGAAUCAGAUUCAAAGGACAACUCAGAAGACAAUGAAAAUUCAAAGUCGGAUGAGAAAGGAAACCAGUCAGAAAACAGUGAAGACCCUGAGUCAGAUAGGAAGAAGUCCGGGAAUCAGUCAGAUAAUGAAAUGAACUGUAAUGAUGAUGGGAACAGUUCCAGCAAUCAGGAUAGCAGAGACAGUGAUGACAGCUUUGAAAAUUCUGACUUUGAGACUCAAAAGGCCCCUGAAGAUAAUUUUGGCACUCUGGGUUCUAUGCAGAUAAAGGUGGAGCGCUACGUGGAAAGUGAAUCUGACUUGCGGUUACAAAACACUGAAUCAUUGACCUCAGAUAGUGCCAAGGACUCAGACAGUGCAGGAGAAGGAAAUGCUCAGUCUUCCAGCAAACAUCAAAAGAGGAAGAAGAGGAGAAAAAAGCAAAAAGGAGGCAGCAUGACCCGCAGAAGGCUGUCAAGCACUUCAAGCCCCAAUGGACUCGACACAGCAUUGGUGGAUCAGCCACAGCUGCUCUCAUCACCAAACAGUGCCUCAGUGCUCAAAAUCAAAACAGAGAUCUCAGAACCUAUCAAUUUUGAUAAUGAUAGCAGUAUUUGGAAUUACCCACCCAACAGGGAAAUCUCAAGGAAUGAAUCACCCUACAGUAUGACCAAGCCCCCAAACUCAGAGCACUUCCCCUCACCACAAGCCAGCAGUAGUUUACAUGUCUCCAUUCCAGACUCUGUUCUCACCCCACCAGGAACUGAAAAUACUGCCAGCCGCAAAUCUCAGUUCAGCACCUCAUCCAACUCAGCCUUGGCUCCCGUAUCCUCUGACCCUUUAUCGCCACCGUUGUCCGCAUCUCCACGGGACAAGCAUCCAGGAGGCCCCAGCACUUCCAACCCUUUGUUGUACACUGGUGAUCUGGAAGCCCUCCAGAGGUUGCAAGCAGGCAAUGUGGUCCUUCCUUUGGUUCACAGGGUAACUGGAACCCUUGCUGCCACCAGCACGGCUGCUCAGAGGGUCUAUACCACUGGCACUAUUCGGUAUGCUCCAGCUGAAGUUACUUUAGCUAUGCAGGGCAAUCUCCUCCCCAACACUCAUGCUGUUAACUUCGUGGAUGUUAACAGCCCCAGCUUCGGCCUGGAUCCUAAAACACCAAUGGAAAUGCUCUACCACCACGUUCACCGACUCAAUAUGUCAGGACCGUUUGGAAGUGCUGUGAGCGCAGCCAGUCUGACCCAAAUGCCUGCAGGGAAUGUGUUCACAACUGCCGAAGGACUCUUCUCUACUCUUCCUUUUCCUGUGUACAGCAAUGGUAUUCAUGCCACACAGACACUGGAACGGAAAGAGGAUUGAAAUAUGACCACAUACUGUGUUCAGUGUUAUACUCUGAGGCAUAGACUAUAUUUUAAUUUAGACCUUUAAUUCUAGCACUUUGAAUUUGAGCAGGUCAGCUUAUUCUCUCAAUAUGAUGGUCCCCCCAUUUCACCCCCUUUCUCUUUAACUUGACUUAUUCUUUAAUGUAAAAGAUUUUUUUUAUUUGCCUUCAGAGAGCUGAAGUAUUAGUUGCCUGCCAUUUUGUCUUCUUCCAAGAUGUGUAUUUUUUUCCUUUGCAUCUUUAUUAAGAUGCCUUUAAUAUGUGUAUGCCUCUGCCAUAGAAUACUCAGUGUUGUGGUAAAGAGAUUUUAAUGGGACAACCAUUCGGUUUACUUCAUGAUCUUGAUAUGAUCAAGAUUAAAAGAAACAAGCAUAAAACAGUGUGCCCUGUUUGACCAAGUCAAAUGAAAAGGGAUUUUUUUGGUUCCUAAUUCCUUUAAAAAUAGGGGAUAGUAUUUUAGAAUUUUAUGCAGAGUUUAAUUCACUUUUUAUGGUUAAGAUUUUCUUACUUGCACAUAAAAUAAUUUGUGUUCUUAAAAAGUUAAUUUCUGGCCUGUGAUUAGAAUAAUAAGAGGAUGGACUAAAUGUUAAUUACAGAAACGUUAACUUAAUUUCUAAAACCAUGGUGCUAUCAUUUAUUAAUCUGUAAUGUCUUCACACAAAUAUGCAGCUUGUGGGCUGGGGUUUUUGAAAGGAAUGUUUUCUGUACUAGUCUAUAGUCAGGUGCUGCAGUUUCUUUGGUUAGUUAAGAUAAAAAGCCCUCAUUAACAUUUGCUGCAGGACUUAAUUUUUUUUUUUACCUCCAAACUAACAAACAUAGCCUCACAUUAAAUUUAAAUGGAUCUGGAAGCUUUUUUUCCUUUUUUUGGGUAAAUGCGCUUAAAAUGAAAACUCAAUUAAAUUGACAUGGGGAUCAGAGGUUUGUUUUAGGUGUGUACAGUUUCUCUUUUUUCAUUUUCUCAGUGUAACUGGGGCUAAUUUUACAACUUCCAAAUAACACUUCAGAGUAAGGGGAAAAAGAUAUAUUUAACAUUUUUUUCAUUUAAUGUUAUAGAGCGAAGGUUGUAAUUUUGUUUGUUCGUUUUGUUUGUUGAGUUGUCUUUUGUAAUUCCCCCUCACCCCCUUCUAGUGCUGAAGCCAAUAUGUUUUCAAGAAUGGGUUAAUGAGCUUGAAAUAGGUAACUGCAACUAAAAACUGCACAUUAAGUAUUUAAAAAAAGAAAAAAGAAAAGAAAUCUCCUAUUUUGUCUUUGUUGCCAGAAAUCAGUGUAGUGUCAAACACUCCAAAUGACUGUCAAGUAUAAAUUCUUCUUCCACCCCAUCCAUUGUUGGCAGCUGUUUGUUAAGGCAUCUAAUAACAGAUGUGAGAACUGUAAUGUGUACAAUGUGUAAGUGUCCUUGGCUGUCAGUCCCAUUGCAGUUUCAAUGUGUGUUACUAUAUGCAGUAUAUACUAAGCUAAUGUAGUUGUUUUGUCCUUUGUCUUCUCUGUGCUUUAUCUCUAGUCUGGAGUGGCAAAUGCCCAUUCCUAACAGUCCUAGUGAACAAGUGAUUCUUGGGGGUUAGUGGUUUUUGUGUGGUGACCUUCCUCUGUAAUGUCACCUUAUGCUGCUUCCACUGUCUGUAUAUCUUUUCAUUUCCGCUGUUGCUUUGCUGUUGUGUAUUCUCAGAUCACUCUUUCUCUCUUCCCCCUCCCUUGCUUUGUUUCUCCCCUAUUUCUUCCUCUUUCUCUCUUUCUCCAUUCUCAGAGAUAAAGACUCUUAACUAGCUCAAGGUUAAUGGAGCCAUUUUUUCCCACAGAGGAAUUCUGGGUAUGACUUACUCUGAACAGUGUGUGACACACAAUGCACUAAAGAGUAAUACUCAGAUAUAUUAAACAAAGUGAUGCCAUAUAGCCUCAGUUGUUAACAUUUCCAGAGUCCCUUGUGCUCUAACUGUAAGUAGAUGGUGCAUUUCUUUGGUUUUCUCCCAAAUAGGUUAAUGGAGCAAUUUUCAAGUGAGAUAGAAAAUUCUUUCAGAGGUCAACUGACAUGGGUAAAAAGGGCAACUGAGCUUAGGAUUGUCAUAUAGAUAUUUUUGCAUAUAUGUGCAAUGUUAAUGUAUAAUAGCUCAAUUGUCCUCUACAUUUUGGAAAUCACACUUGAUAAACCAAACAAGCUAGCAAUUUAGAACACGAGUGGUAGGUCUGAGAAAGAAUGGAAAGGAAUGAUGCCCCAAAUAGGCAAAUUCUGAUAAUGAGUUAGAUUUGAAGGAUUUUAAGAAGAUUUCAAGACCAAGGCAAGCUGAUUCGUGUUUACUUUUGGAAGCUCUACUCUAGCUAUUGAACAAUCAAAGGAGUGCACCUAUCGGCUACAAAGAACAGCUAGACAACUGUUGUUUUUUUAUUUUUUAUUUUUAUUUUAUAAAUGUUUCUGUGUUGUGUCAAAAUGAUUUCUGGUGAUUUAAACUAACAGAUAAUCACAGCUGCUGUCUAAAUCCAUAGUGUUUAAAAUUACAAAAUGGAAAAAAAACUUCAUUACCUGUGAAGACUGUGUCUGUGUUUUUAACUAUUUCUUGUACAAAUAUAUGAAAUCUUUUAUGAGGAGACUGGUGCCAAGUAGCUGAAUAAAGGGGAAAGGGAUUCUGUUCGUAUAAAUCUUAGCAGUGUUACCAACUCUACAAUAUAUAAAAAAUUAAAAUGUUAAAAAAUGACAGCUAUGGUACUUUUAUUUUGUGUUAAGCUAACCGAAUCUAACUUCUUGAGUGCCUGGCUUAUCCGAAACAUUUUUUUCAUUGAUCAUUGAUAAUGCUGCAAAUCAGAAAUGUACAUACUUCAUUUACAACAGGGUUCUUUUUAUACUUUUGUAGAUUCUCAUACAUGUCAUACAUGGUUGUCUUUAUGUAACUUAAUUUUUUUCAUCCUGCAGGUGCCAUUUUCAUAAUAAACUUCUCUUGGAUUUGUUA